GGGACAAUCGGAUCGAGCGACGUCAAAUUGGAAUAUUACCACGUUUCCGGACCUCUUUAUUAGGAUUGACGUUUCAUUACGUGCGACCCGUGGCUAAUGUCCCUCAGCAAGUGGUUUGUAAUUGACCAGUGUUUAGUGCCUUUCACCGCGGCUAUUUCUCGCUGGGAUCGCCGCACUCUCGACACACGCUCCGCCGUCUGCUGUCGGUACGUUCACGUCUGCUACUGUCGCGGCCGUCGUCUGCCUCCAUCCCGCUCACGUCUGCUGAGUACGCGGACGUCUGCCGGCGUCAGUCCACGAUGCAGGUGUAUCACCCGAACAACACCACCAACACCUGGUACGACGACAACAACAACAGCAACGAUGGCGACGAUGGUUUUAUCGGAGAGGACGCGACGACUACCAUCAUCACAGUGUUAAAAGGAAUCGUGAUUGUGUCCAUCAUUCUGGGAGCGAUAUUCGGCAAUGUUCUCGUGAUUACCAGUGUCAUACGGUUCGAGCGACUGCGAGUGAUUACCAAUUACUUCAUCGUUUCCCUGGCCUUCGCCGACCUCCUGGUAGCCAUGUUGGUCAUGCCUUUCAACGCCAGCAUCGAAAUCAGCGGUAAGUGGGUGUUCGGACGCAUCAUGUGCGACGUGUACAACGCCAACGACGUUCUCUUCAGCACGGCGUCCAUACUGCACCUGUGCUGCAUCAGCAUGGAUCGCUACAUCGCCAUCAUCCACCCGCUACAGUAUGAGAUCAAAAUGACUAGCGGUCGCGUGGCCAUCAUGAUCACCAGCACGUGGGUGGCGUCGAUUCUCAUUUCGUAUAUCCCAGUCCAUUCCCAACUUUAUACAACCCAGCAGAACAACCGGGCCUUGGACCAGGACCCGGAGACGUGCACGUUCAUCGUGAAUAAAAUCUACGCCGGAGUUUCAUCGUCCGUUUCUUUCUGGAUUCCGGGCACGAUUAUGGUUUUCGUUUAUGCAAAGAUCCUCCUGGAGGCAAGAAAGCAAGAAAAGUUCAUUCAAUCCUCGGCCAUGUACAUGCGCUAUAGCGAUGCACACGAACGCCAUAGCAACGGCGCAAUUAGGGAAGGGGAAGUUCAGCGGUUCGAACGAAAGCGGAUGAAGCGGGAACACAAAGCCGCCAAGACUCUCGGCAUCAUAAUGGGAGCCUUCCUCCUGUGUUUCUUACCUUUCUUCCUGUGGUACGUGAUCACCACUAUGUGCGACUACUGCCCCUACCCCCCGGUUAUAGGGGGGAUGCUAUUCUGGAUUGGCUAUUUUAACUCGUGUUUGAACCCCAUUCUUUAUGCUUACUUCAACAGGGAUUUCAGAAGUGCUUUUAAGAAAAUUUUACGAAUUCAAAAAAUGCCAUGUGACCGAACGGACCCCACGACGCAGGCUCUCAACACAGCGUACGCCGAUUUGAGGGAGUCCGGUAAUGUGCGCAUGUCCGCCAGUUCGGCCGGCAGGUGUUCUAACUCCUGAUAGUGCACGUGCGUCUCUUUACUAAAUGUUUGUUGUAUAUAAAUUAUAUUAUAUAUAUUUUACAUGCAAUUUCAGUCAACGUUAUCUGCUGCGGUUUGGGCUUACUUGUUCCAGCACGUAUUUAUUUAAAUCUAGAUUAUUAUUCACCAUGCAAAUUAUGCACAGAUUAUUUUCAAAAUGUUCGUUGGUUUAAAUUAAAACACUUUAAUGUAAA
Molecule: messenger RNA, 1689 nt
Organism: Gigantopelta aegis
Lineage: Eukaryota; Metazoa; Mollusca; Gastropoda; Neomphalida; Peltospiridae
Product: octopamine receptor beta-1R-like
Exons: 1
Coding region: 300-1475 (391 amino acids)
Biological process (GO): adenylate cyclase-activating adrenergic receptor signaling pathway
Cellular component (GO): membrane
Molecular function (GO): G protein-coupled receptor activity
Source: RefSeq, a predicted model, not a curated record